Molecule: messenger RNA, 387 nt
Organism: Ostertagia ostertagi
Lineage: Eukaryota; Metazoa; Nematoda; Chromadorea; Rhabditida; Trichostrongylidae
Source: the annotation of a GenBank genome assembly
CUGAAAUCGUAUGCUAUCGUCACCGAGGCCAUCUCGCUUUCCGGAUACAUCAAAGUAGCCUUGGCUUCUGUGAUUCUAUGCCGUAAGUGGCUUCUUGUGCUGGCGAUUAUUCGAUUGAGCUCGUUCGGAUUGCGAUGCAUCGCGUUCAAAGCAAAAAGUUGGAUGCGUGCCGACGAGAGUAAACCUCCACCACAGGUGAUCUUACUGAUGCCGACAGAAAACGGUGGAUAUCGCAAGUCGUCGACAGUCUACGCCGAUCCGCAGACGAAAAACGUGCUCGAUCGAAUCCAACGUGAAUCAUUCGAGCUGUUUCACAACGACUAUGAGGAAGCGGUGCCGAUCCGAAAGAAGCCGCCGAAGCUUGGCAGCCUGCGCGAGAAUAUCUAG